This is a messenger RNA of Serpula lacrymans var. lacrymans S7.9, 1832 nucleotides long. RefSeq lists its product as uncharacterized. Gene Ontology annotation, molecular function: oxidoreductase activity; FAD binding. The record is from RefSeq and is a predicted model, not a curated record. Lineage: Eukaryota; Fungi; Basidiomycota; Agaricomycetes; Boletales; Serpulaceae. The coding region runs from base 171 to 1667 and encodes 498 amino acids. The transcript is spliced from 9 exons.
GGCACACUGAAACUUUCUCACCAUCCCCCCCGAGUGGAAUAUAAGGGCACGAGGUUCUUGAGCUCUUAAGCACAACACCUUCUUUAUCUUCUUUCCCUUAUCCGGCCCAUUUCUUGGCGGGCAUUAGACAAACACCAAAUAAAGUCGACAACUCACGAGCAGAUCCCCAUAUGGCCCGAUCGCUCUUUCUCGCCGUAGCGCUGAGCUACCUUCUUUCCGUCAGUGCAUCUUCGCUCUCUGAUGCUGCUGCGGUAUGCCAAGAGCUCCAAAGCAGUCUUUCUUCAGCAUCAGCUGUAUUUUAUCCUAAUUCUACUGAAUAUGUAUAUGAUACGACACUCCCUGCCAGUUUCUUUAAUCGGGCUAAUGCGACUUGUGUUGUCGAACCGGGUUCCAACGAGGACGCUGCUUUAGUGAUGACCUCCAUUCGGAAUCAUAACCAGGCACCCUUCGGUGUUAUGGGAUGGGGUCACAAUCUUAAUAAACUAUUCUCAUCUACAACCGGAGUUUUGGUCGCCUUGAACCGUUUCAAUCAGCUGAACAUAACGGAUGCCCCUGGUCCCAACAACCAGGUUGCUUUGGUCAACGUGGGACCUGGUCUUAGCUGGGAUCAAGUUUAUGCCAAGACUGUUCCUCAGGGUGUCAACGUUGUCGGCGGACGCUUUGCUACUGUUGGUGUAUCUGGUUUGUCGCUUGGUGGUGGUUACUCCUGGAUCUCCAACGAACACGCUCUGGCUUGCGAUAAUGUUGCCUCUUACACUCUCAUUUCUCCCAACGAUUCGUCCAUCCUCGAAGUCAACAACUCGACAUAUCCUGACUUGUUUUUCGCCCUUAAGGGUGGAUUGAACAACUUUGGUAUUGUCACGAACUUCCAGCUUCAGGGUUACAACCAGACGAACAAAGUAUGGGCUGGAACUGUCUACACUCAACCUGGGAAUUCGGAUGCUGUUGCCGCUGCUUUUGCUAACUUCUCUGUCAACAACACUGACCCCAAAGCGCAACUUAUCGGGACUUUUGCCUACGGAAACAACUCGGCCUUUGAGAUCAUUGUGUUGUUCUACAACGGAGAGGAAGAGCCCACUAUGUUUAACGACUUCCUGAGCCUCCCCCAAUCUCAACCCACUGACUGGUCUUUGCGUACAUUUGACAAUUUCACUUCUGCCUCCCUUGCAACGGUUGGCUUUUUGAAUGGUGGUCGUACUCGAUACUCGACGCUCGCCGUUGAAGGAUUCCCUACGUCCGUAGUCCAGUCUUUCCAGAGCCAGCGUGACGCGCUUGGUCCCAAAUUGAAUGCGCUUGACCCCAAGUUCUUUGGAUCUUGGACGAUCGAGCCAUUCAUUCAGAGCUACUGGGACACCGCCGUUCCAUCUGCUGCCCCCCAUUCCAGCGCUCAUGUCACCUUCCCCCCUAAUAUCGAGUUCACUUGGUACACUGCACAGAAUGAUGACAUUAUGUUCGAUACCAUCUCCAACACCACUCAGGCACUCGUGAACUCCGCGUUGGCAGCAGGACAAAACGUUUCAGACCAGAUCAUCUACCCGAACUACGCCAUGCCUCAGGUCCCCGUUGAACACUUUUAUGGUGACAACCUACCAAGGCUCCGCCAAAUUCGCUCUGAUAUCGACCCUUACAAUGUUAUGUCCAGGGCUGGAGGUUACAAGAUUAACUAAACGAUACUAUAUCUACAGCCGUUUCUGCUCGGUGGCUUAUUUAUACGUACAUUUUGGCUACAUUUUGGACGUUAUAACUAUAUUUUUUUUUAUUCAAGCUAAAUAUAUAAAUAUCAUUGGUGUGUUAGAAGUGAACCUAGCUGAGCCAAGAUAUUGCUCUAAUGC